CAUCUGCUUUCCGGCUCGACAAACAGCGCUGGAUUUUUCAUCAUAGCAGCCCACAAGACCCUCAAAUCACUCCAAUUUGUACACAGUAGGCAAGGUUUUAUACCACCAUGGAGGUGGUGCCGGAUCGGAUACGGCAGGAUUUCCCGAAAGGGCUCUGUUUCAGAGAGUCCAACAUGACUGAAAACCUCAUGGGAGUGUGGGCGACGACAGUCAUCAGUAAAGGUGCAACAUUCGGCCCUUUCCAAGGAGAAAAGAAGAAACUUCAAGAUGUGGAAGACGAUACUUACAGCUGGGAGAUUCGUGGUCCCAAGGGUCGGCGUAUUUUCUGCAUCGAUGCGGCAGAUCCAAGCAAAGGGAAUUGGAUGCGAUACGUGAAGAGUGCACACUACUACGAAGAGCAGAACAUCAUUGCAACCCAAGAAAAGAAGAACAUAUACUACAAAGCUAUGAGGGAUAUCCCGGCAGGUGAAGAACUUUUAUGCUGGUUUUCUACUGGAUACAUCCCCAAGGUAUCACCAAGAAAGGGGGACUCGUCAUGCCAAGACGAAUCCACCGAUGACCUAUCCAUCCAAGACUUAACCAAAGAUUCAUCCUCAUCUGGACAAGACAUAUCCUAUGAUGAUGAAACGUCUGGUAGGGACACGCCCAUCCAAGACACGCCCAUACAAGCCACACCCAUACAAGACACGCCCUUCCAAGACACGUCCACAAAAGGAGCUUUAAUAGAAGAUAAAUUGCAUCAUGACACGCCCCUUCAAGACACGCCCUUACAAGACAUGUCCACACAAGAAGCUUCAAUAGAAGAUACAUUGCACCAUGAAACGCCCCUUCAAGACACCUGGAACACGCCCACCGAGGAGGCAGAAAUGAUGCCUUUUGAGAAAGGACCAUUGGCCAUUGCAUUAGGAGGGUUCCAGAUAUCCAACGUGGUAUCACUAGCAAGUCCGGAUAGUGUGAUUGUGGAUGAUUCAUCAGACCUCAUGGAAUGCCAUAACAACAUGCCGAUUUUGGAGAAAAUCCAAGCGGAAGUCUCGAGCGGUACUGACGUCACAGCACCAAUCUCGGUACAUGUAUCACCUCGAUCCAAAGAUACUACCCCAUGUAGCUCGCCCCCAUUGAUAUCGCCAAUAUACGACAACAUUCUCGAGGGUGCGAGUGUGCUUUACAAUAGAAGAGCGAACAAUACUUCAGUUGAUCAUACUGAGAACGAAAUUGUUACGGAAAUUGGUAAUGGUAUUCCAGAUUCUGUAGUCAGUGAGGUUUCCUUUGGGUUUAUACAAAGUGAGAAGGAUAAUAUGUUGGAUGCAAGAAAGUUGGAGAGCAAUGUUGGAGACGAGAAGAAUGACAGCGAAGUUCCUCAGCUUUCAGUAGAGCCAUCUGUAGCGCCACCAACGAUGAAAACAACGCAAGAACUCUCCACUAACGUCCGGACAACUGGUUGUAUGCUACAUGAUCCAAGAGACUUAAAAAAGAAAAUUGAUUACAUAGCAACGACGAAGGGCAAGAAAAAUGUUCUGAAAUGCUUAACUUGCUCGAAUAUUUACCCAACAAUUGAUGAUUUGAAGAAACAUUUCGUGAAUCACAUAAAGUUACCGAAACGAAGGAGAAGCAUGAGACGGAAAGGUAGAAAGAUGAUCCUUUCAAGUAAUACGUCACUGAAAAGGAGCGACUCCAAUAAUGGACAAUCUCGUCCAACUGAUAAUGGUCAAGAAUCAUUGAGAGAAACUGCACCUCUUAAUAAUGCCCACCCAGCAACUAAUGUUAAAAUGCAGUGCGAUUUCUGUAUCCGUUCACUUGGUAAUCCCGUUUUACUGGAUGAACACGUAAAGGCACACCUUGCUAAUUUAAUACCGUACCAAUGUAAGAUUUGCCAUGUGGAGUUUGCCUCCCUGCCUGGUAUCCAUGACCAUAUUGUAUCAUGCCACAGCCGACCGGAGCCUCAGCCCAAUCCUUCAUUGGGAACCGACGGAACCGAUGUCAGUGUAGCUACGUAUCACGACAAUACCACUCAUCCAACAUCAUUCAAAAAGAAGCGGAGGUUGAAACGCAAAUUCCCCACCAAAUCAGUAUUACAACAGCCUCAGACGGCCCGGGACAUUGUAAUGAGUUCACCAAACACGUCACAGGAGAUCAGGAUCAAGCAGAUAAGAAACCCCAAAAAGAUCUACCCGUGUAGCAUGUGUGACAAAAUGUUUGCAUCCCAAACUAACGUCUACCGUCACAAGCGGGUUGUUCAUAAAGUCGUGGCCUUUGGAAUGAGGCGAAGACGAUCAAAUAGCAGUGUCCGGCAGGUACGCGUUGAUUCGUCCGAGACGUCUGAUGAACCGCGUGCUUUGUCAAAGGUUAAAGUUAGUUCGCGUGUGUCAAAGGUUAAAGUUGCCUCGCGUGCAGUCACUUCAUCAAGUGAUGUCCCCUCGACCGAAGACACUGCGUUAGAAAAGUGGAGUUGUAGAAGUUCACCACCAACUUCUCCGAAUACCAACUUACAUUCGGUGAAGGUUUAUAUGAUAGGAGGGAAACGAGUUAGGCCCAUACUACCGGCGCCAACUUUGUCAUCAGGUGUUGAUUAUUCAGUAAAUACUACGAGAAACCAUCCAGCAUCUCCCACUGCGAACACACAUGACGAUCAAAGACCAUUGGCUUCACAGCCCCACAGUGCUCCUGACAACGUUAUUGCUGCACAGCACAAAAUCCGUCAUUCAGAUAUGUCUUCAGUCAAGCAACCGAUUUUGUCAUUACAUAAGUUCCCUUCUUUUGAAUUGCCUAACAACGUACCUCUUGGUGUGAGACCAAGUAUUGAUGUCAAAGGUCAACCUGAUCUCGAGGUGACACGUCAAGGAAAUACGUCAAUGUACCAGAUCCAGAGUGGCCGGUUCCAGGGAAAUAAGUCCCGCCAGUUUGCUGUGAUAAGUCCACAGUAUGCCAAUGCGGCUGAUAGAGUCAACCAAAUGGUCCCAUCUGCACAUAGUCCGCCGAAUAAUGCCUCUCCACAGCAAAGUCUAAAUGCAAUAUACCCAACUUCUGUCAAGCAUAAGAGAAAGAAGCAAUCGGUAUCACCAACACAGUUUUCAAAUCCUGUCAAUGUUCUCGGUAAUUCAGCAAUGAAACCCCAACCAUACGUUCCUAUAGGCAACGAUGUUAAACGAAGAACCCAGCAUCGUGAGGGCAUCUAUGAUCAACAUGGAGCCAUGAAUCUUGCCACAAAAAAAGAAGACGUCGAGACAGUUGACAAUGAUACUGCAUUGGACCUGACUGUACAUAAAAGAGGAGUUAAGUUUCCUCAGGCGAUGCCUAAAUCGAACAUUGAGCUCUAUCAAAUACCGGUGCAAACCAAUCCUCUAGACCUGAGCAUGAAAUCUACUCCCACGACUUUACCUACAGACAGUGUCAAUGAAAAAACAAUUCCCAAACCGAGUCAUUUAUCAACGCAGUUAUUGAGGGCUUUAGAAGUUGUGAACGCUCAUGCAGCUAUGCAGGUUAAAACACGAAAUGUUGACCUGGAGAAAUUGAACAACAGUCAUUCACACGGCUCAAGUGAAACAUUAAUUCCGAGGCAAUCAAAGACGGCUGUCACGUAUGAAGGUAAUGGGUUUUGUGAUGAGUCUAACCCACAAGCCUCGUACGCACCAACACUACCGAGUUAUGACGGUACUGCUUGUCCCCCAAACGAAUCACAGCACUUGCUUCUGAUGACACAACCUGCAAUGGAGAAACAAGAUGUCAAAGACGUGGGGUUUGUCAGACUUGGUGAGGCUCCUACUCAGGAAGAUUCAGUCAAAACAACGAUGACUGUGCCAUCCAAACCUAAAACAAUGAGGUUUGAUUGUAACGUAUGUAAUGUUACAUUCACCUCAAUGAAGUUCAUGACAGCACACGUCGUGGAGCAUGCUGAUGAGUGGCCGUACAAGUGUGAGUUUUGUGUGUUCUUAUUCAAAGAUCCUAAAGAUCUAUGGCGGCACCGCUCGGAUCUCCACCGUGUCCAGAAGAUGUACGCUUGCACCCUUUGCCAGAGAGACUUUGUCUACUUUGACAACUUAAAGAAGCAUCAAAUUGAUAUACAUGGCGUGAAGCAAUGCGUCUACAAAGAGUUAGAACAAGGGCAACUGCGUCCACAAAACUUCACUGAUCCAGAAAAGGGUGUUUCCUUCCAAGUUCCAGACAGUACUCCAGAAGAGCAGCAUUCCAGAACGUCUUUUCUUGCCCAAGAAAUGAAUAAACCCAACACCCUUAAGAUUGGGCGGUUGACCAUCAAGGGUACCUCACCCAGUGUAUCACCAGCAAAGCCCAAUAAAUCUACCCGUAAACAGGUGCCCUUUAACCCCCAGCGGCAUCAUCCAUUCGCUCGAGCAAGGCAGAUUGGAUACUUGAGUAUGUUGGCUGAUCCCAAAAACCACCAAACCCUCAGCUCAACACUCGUGAACAGAUGCACCAAGUGUGAGAAGGAGUUUGACGUCAUGGCCGAUUUCCAUCAGCACAUAUUAGAGUGUGCUGUCCAGGGUGCUCCAACAACUCAGACUGGUGCUCAAGAGGCCGAGAAAAGUCUGGUACCCAUAGCUGAUAUCAGAAAUACAAGUACUCCUAACGAACCAGUUGUGGACAACGUCACUGGCGGGAAAAGUAAGCAGAAAACCACACAGCAGACUGGUGUUAGUAGACUUGCUACUAGUACUCCAAAACGACAACGCGCCAAACCAGGGUUAAAGAUCUAUAAUCCUAUGAAGUACUCACGUCGCGAACCGGCAGCAAACAUGGACGACAUCCACACGUGUCACGGCUGCGGCAAGAAGUUCUACUUCAUCAACAGUUUAGAGAGACACAUGAGAAUGUGUCCAAACAGGGAGAAACUGAAGCUGAAUGACGUCACUCAAGUCAAGCAAACGACCAAGAAGACUGACAAAACUCUACUUAAUUCUCAACACCAAUGUCCUUUUUGUAAGCAUCACUACACUUACUUAAAAAGCCUGAAGAAACACGUUCUCGUUUGUCAGUUCCGUCCGGCGGAUAUAGUUGAUCCACUGAAAAUAAUCGAGGAAAAUUAUCAGAGACAACAAGAAGAGAUUCUGAGGAACAAGCAGAGUGAAGAAGUUGUCGAUGUUUCUAAUACAAAACAGCGUGUGACAAAUGCUUCUAAGAUCGAUGGCAAUCUCCACGAGAUCGUACAGGAGAAACAACCAAAAGACGCCAUGAAAAUUAAAAAGAAGAAGAAUAAGAAAAAGAAAAAGAAGAAAAAGAGCAAAGUUAAAGUGCACGGCAAGACAACCGAACUACCAAAGACUUUGGCAGAUUCAACAAAUCAAGACCAAAUACUAAGCCCUGGACAUCAAGACUCAUCAUCCUCAACUGUAUCCUCGUUCUCUCUGAAGCUUAAACGGAUCACGGGACCUGGUGGAAUUCCUGUUGGAUCGGAUGAGUCAGAAGCAGGGGGGUUGACUAACCGUGAAGAUACGAGGUGGUAUCUUUCUCCAAAUAAGGGCAAACAAAGCAACGAUGCAGCACAGCAUCUGGAUGAUCCAAUGAACGACGGAAAGCUAAAAAAAUAUCCAAUCAGAGAACGGAAUGCAUCUACGUCAUCCAGAUACGAAGAUCUUUCUCAGCUGGGUACGAGGUAUCUCCGAGGACGGGGAAGUAGAGCCAGAGGGCGCGCUAGAGGGAAAUCAUUUUCUAGUAGCAGGGGUGCGAGUUUCUCUACUGCCAGGGGUAGAGGGAGUGUGAGAAGAGGGAGUGGUCGGGGACGAGUUCGGAAAAGAGGUGGUCGAGGGGUUCGAGGUAAAAUCGCAUCAUCACAUCCGGGACACGUAAGCGAUGACGUCAGUGGGGCAGAGGCGCCAAUUAGUACGACCGUUUCCGAAGAACCUCGUAAAACUGAAAGAGCACAUAUGAGAGGAAGGGGUAGGCCUAGAUGUAGAGGGGGAUCAAGACGAGCAAGAGGAAUGCGGAGAGGUGGAGCAGUAUCAACAGUAUCAACAACUCUGCCAAACAACCAUGACGUUGCAUCGUUUCCUGGUCGCGAUGCAUCUGCUGAAACGACGAGUUUACCCCAAGUUGGCUUCGACUCGCGGGAGGAUACUAGGAUUGAGAAGAACCAGGCUACCUUGGAAAAGGGAUCCGAAGUUAUCUGUGGUAAGAAAUCACCAGUAAACAUGGAGAUGAACACAGUUAAUGAUAACAAUGAAGAUCAUGCUACAGAUUCUUAUAAAGGGAUUAGAGAGGAACAUGAAUUGCCAGUUCCAAGUUCAUCCCCUCAGCUGGCAGAUGGCCGAGAACAUCUAGCCACCCCAAUGCUGUCCAAACCAGAUACAAUGGACUGUACAAGCAGCAUGGAUACCAUGCCAUUGGCGGAUAGUGAUCGGGUAGUUCCAGGCUGUAUGGAACAUUGAUGAACAUGACGCUGGAGGGCAGGCUUGGCUUGAUGUCAUUAAGAAGGCUGUUCAUUUUGCAUUCUUCAUUAUUUCACUAUUGUUUAACAUCUAAAAUUGCGGCGUCACGACGGCAAAAUGUCCAAUUCAUUACUUCAUGUGACUGAAACUGGAAAGCAUACAAGCCCAAAACAAUGUUUUGUAAAAAAAUAAUUGAAGCUAAUCAUCAAUGAUUUUUUCAUGGUUAGAACUCUCAAUGUCCGUUUUCGAAGCCAUGGCUCGACUUAGGACUCGGCUUUGGCUUUGGCUCCUAUCCGUUUGUACUAAUAAGCAUUGUACACUUUCGAUACAGGACUUCAAAUUACACGAAGCCAAAGCCAAUGUCAAGCCGUGGUUUCGAAAUUUUCUAUAGAGUGACGUGGCAGUAUGUGUGCUCAGGCACGUGA
Messenger RNA from Asterias rubens (European starfish), 6802 nucleotides. Its product is annotated as PR domain zinc finger protein 2-like. Gene Ontology annotation, biological process: regulation of transcription by RNA polymerase II. Gene Ontology annotation, molecular function: histone methyltransferase activity; RNA polymerase II transcription regulatory region sequence-specific DNA binding; DNA-binding transcription factor activity, RNA polymerase II-specific. The record is from RefSeq and is a predicted model, not a curated record. NCBI's taxonomy places the organism in Eukaryota, Metazoa, Echinodermata, Asteroidea, Forcipulatida, Asteriidae. The coding region runs from base 108 to 6377 and encodes 2089 amino acids. Gene Ontology annotation, cellular component: nucleus. The transcript has 6 exons.